Molecule: messenger RNA, 1385 nt
Organism: Triplophysa dalaica
Lineage: Eukaryota; Metazoa; Chordata; Actinopteri; Cypriniformes; Nemacheilidae
Product: E3 SUMO-protein ligase ZBED1-like
Exons: 2
Coding region: 666-1163 (165 amino acids)
Source: RefSeq, a predicted model, not a curated record
ACGAAGAGGUUAAAACAAGAGUGAAAACAUCCCUUAGCACCGCAGAGCGAGUGCCCCUGACUGGCGAUGCAUGGACCUCUCGAGUUACCAAGUUGUAUAUUACGAUUACAUUACAUUUCUGAGGAGUGGGAACUUGUUUUAAAUGUUUUACAGACACACGCAAUUUAUGGUAGCCAUACUGGCAGUAACAUUGCGGAAUUACUGAAAACUGCACUGGUAGACUGGGACAUAAAAGAGAAGGACCCAGCCAUUGUAACAGACAACGAAUCAACUGCCUGUACACAAACUGAUUGCUGACGUUACUACUAGAUGGAAUAGUGCAUUCGACAUGCUGCAACGAUUUCUGGAGCAGCAGCAGCCUGCCCUCCUCUCAGGUGAAGUGAGAAAGACUGAGAAGGAGGUUUGUACCCACAGUUAGUCCGACAUAUCAUCGGCUGAGGAAAUUGACAUCAUUCUGAAACCCAUGAAGGUAGCUACACUUGUGAUGUCAGAGUAGAGCACCCCAACUGUAUCAGUUGUGGCACCGUUCCAAGCUAAUUCAUGAUCUACAAGAAAGCACCUCUGAUUCCACUAUUACAAAAGAAAUCAAAUCUGCCAUAUGUCUAGAUCUUAACAAGAGGUACUUGGAUGAUGAAGAGAAGGACGUUCUUUAUGUGGCAUCUACUAUGGAUCCCAGAUUUAAGGCUUUGCCCUUUCUGUCUGAGGACAAACGCCAGAAAAACUAUGAGAAAGUCAUUGCAGAAGCUGCAAAGAGCCAGAGAGAGACUGGUGUGGAGACAGGAAAUACUGAUGUAGAUGUAGUGCCAGAGGAGGGCUAUCAAGGUCCUGUGCAAGAAGACAUCUCUGCAAGUCCAUCCAAGAGACCAAGGGUUUCUUUCACUCUAGCUGACCUACUUGGACAAACAUACAGUUCAGUGAGACCCUCAUACACGAAAACCGCACACGACAAGUCAAAGGAGGAGAUGACAAGAUGCGAUGAGGCAGCUCCCAUGCCACUUAAUGUGGCCGAUCCACUGAUUUGGUGGAAGCAACACCAGAGCAAGUAUCCACUCUGGUCACACCUCGCAAAAAAAAAUACUGUGUAUGCCGGGCACAAGUGUCUCCUCAGAAAGAGUGUUCUCUACUGCAGGGGAUAUAAUCACAGGACAGAGGAGUGCACUUAGCCCAGGACAUGUUGAUCAAAUUCUGUUCCUGAACAAAAAUCUUAAGAUAAAGUAAGACUGUUUUUGUAUCCUUGUUGGAAAGUUUGUUCAGUACACUUCAGGUGGGCCUAAAGUUCCUUAAAGGACCGCUAAAGUUAUUCACAUUGGAUACUUAAAAGUUUAUGAAUUAUCAGUUAAAAACAACAUAUGAGUUGACUGCAGUUUGUUAUUAUUUUUAUGUUU